UUCUCAUACGCCAACUUCCAUGCUCAUUCUCUCUCUCUCUCUCUUAUGCCAAUUCCCACUCAUUCAAUUUGACCAUUAUUCUCGCACAAAUAAAGAAAAAAAAAAAACCUACCGUGCACAAUUCUAUAACUAAAUUCCUGAUAGUAAUAGUAUAAAACUUUGAGACGUCUGUAAUUGUAAAAACACAAUUACUAAAAAGAAAGUUAAGAUAUCAGAUGCGGCAAGAAAAGAACAUGUUUGUAGUAUCCAACUUCAAGGGGUUAAAGGCUUUGCUUUCUAACAAUACUAAUGAAGUUGACGAGAAUGAGAUCAUCAGUGAUCAUGAAUUGGCUCUUCGAAAAGCUCAAUUAGCAGGUGCAAGGAGGUAUGAAGCAGCAAGAUGGCUAAGAGACAUGGACCAAGUAGCAAGGGAUACUCUCCCAAACUCAAAGGAUCUCUCUGAAGAAGAUUUCUGCUUGGCCCUACGCAAUGGCCUUAUACUCUGCAAUGUCCUUAAUAAAGUCAAUCCUGGUGCUGUUCUUAAGGUUGUGGACAAUCCAGUUGUGACAGUGCAGUCACCAGAAGGAGCAGCACAAUCAGCAAUUCAGUACUUUGAAAACAUGAGGAACUUCUUGCUAGCUGUUGCAAAUAUGAAACUCUUGACUUUUGAAGCCUCUGACUUGGAAAAGGGAGGUUCUUCAAGUAAAGUGGUGGAAUGCAUUCUUUGUUUAAAAGGCUACUAUGAGUGGAAACAAGCUGGUGGUAUUGGAGUGUGGAGAUAUGGUGGAACAGUGAGGAUUACAUCUUUCCUAAAAGAUUGCUCAUCCUCUUCCAUUAGCAGUGAAAGUGCUGAUGAUUCGUCGUCGUCGUUUGAUGAAUAUGAAUCAUUACAAUAUGAGCAACUGUUGGAGUUUCUUCAUCUUUCUGGCAAGGUUUUGGAUCAGAAAUCAGAAGCAGCAAAAGCUCUUUCUUUUCUCUUUGAUAGCUAUGGCCUCACUAUCUUGCAAGCAUACAUUAAUGAGAAGAGUGGACUUGAAGAUUUCCCUUUGAACUCAAUGGUAAUUGAUACCGUGAUUAGGAAGGUGGUUAAGGAUCUAUCAGCAGUGCUUGUUUCUCAAGGUAUUCAGCUUGGGUUUAUGUUGAAGAAGAAGUUAAAGAGUGAGGCAACCUCUUUUACACAUGAAGAAGUCUUGGAAGCAAUUUCGCGGUAUCUUGGUAAGAUGUCUGCUAUGAAGUCUAAUGAUGCAGUAGAAUGUCACAUUUGUGGGGGAAGAAAAGAGGAAAUCCGACAUGGAAUAAUUAGCAAUUCCACAAGCUACAAGGAAUUAGUAGAUGAGCAAGAAAAACAACUUUUGGAACUCAAAUCAUCUUUCAAAGAGACAAGAGUAGAAGUAAAGAAGGCUCAGUCCCAAUGGGAUGAAGAAAUUAAAAAACUAGAUAAUCAUAUAAGGAGCCUUGAAGUGGCAUCAUCUUCUUAUUACAAGGUUUUAGAAGAAAACCGUCAACUUUACAAUCAAGUGCAAGACUUGAAAGGAUCAAUUAGAGUCUAUUGUCGAGUACGACCAUUCUUGCAUGGGCAAUCUGAUGGAGUAUCAACUGUUGAUUAUAUUGGAGAAAACGGAAAUCUAAUGAUUGUCCAUCCUCAUAAGCAAGGAAGGGAUGCACGGAAGGUCUUUUCGUUUAACAAAGUAUUUGGAACAAAUGCAACCCAACAACAUAUAUAUGCUGAUACCCAAUCAUUAAUCCGAUCAGUUUUAGACGGAUUCAAUGUUUGCAUCUUCGCUUAUGGACAAACUGGCUCUGGGAAGACAUAUACUAUGAGUGGCCCUGAUUUGACAGAAGAAGAUACUUGGGGUGUCAACUACCGCGCUCUGCAAGACCUUUUUCAGAUUUCAAAAUCCAGAGUUGACAUAAUUGAAUAUGAGAUUGGAGUCCAGAUGAUUGAGAUAUACAAUGAACAAGUCAGAGAUCUUUUAGUUGUUGAUGGCUCUUCCAGAAGGUUAGAUAUCCGGAACAAUUCUCAGCUCAAUGGUCUGAAUGUACCUGAUGCGUGUUUAGUCCAAGUUAACUGCACCCAAGAUGUUCUUGAUUUAAUGCGUGUUGGUCUAAAGAAUCGUGCUGUGGGUGCAACGGCUCUGAACGAAAGGAGUAGCCGGUCUCACAGCAUUUUAACUAUCCAUGUCCAAGGCAAAGAGUUGAUAUCUGGGUCCAUUUUGAGGGGUUGUCUCCAUUUAGUGGAUUUAGCUGGAAGUGAGAGAGUUGACAAAUCAGAGGCUGUUGGAGAAAGGUUGAAAGAAGCCCAACAUAUAAAUAAAUCACUUUCAGCACUUGGAGAUGUUAUCUCUGCUCUUGCUCAAAAGAGUGCUCAUAUUCCUUACAGGAAUAGCAAACUUACUCAAGUCCUCCAAGAUUCUCUAGGUGGACAAGCUAAGACUUUGAUGUUCGUCCAUAUAAAUCCUGAAGCUAAUGCAAUUGGAGAGACAAUAAGCACACUCAAGUUUGCAGAGAGAGUUGCCUCUAUAGAACUUGGAGCUGCUCGAGCUAACAAAGAAACUACUGAAAUUCGGGACCUCAAAGCAGAGAUCUCAAACAUGAAAACAACUUUAGAGAAGAAAGAAGCUGAACUCGAAAAUCUUAAAUGUGCUAAUGUAAGAAGCAUUUCUGAAACUCAAAAGGCAAGAUCAGUUUCACCAAUGCAUGUGCCAAGGCUUGCGCGAACAGUUGAUGAUAAAGCCUCCGAGGUCAGAAGCUGUUCUUCGGGAAAGCAGAGGAGAUCACAUCUUCCUUCUGUGUCUAAGGAGCAUGAGACAGUUUCAAAGAUGCCCUUGAUAGCUGAAGAGAAGCUUUUCAAGCCUGGAAAUCCAAGGUCUCCAUCUCCUCCUGUGAGGAGGUCAUUGUCUACUGACCGAGGAGCUCUUGUUAGGAGUAGGCUUAAGCCUGAAAUGACGGAAAAACCAAUCUCAAAACUUCAGUUCUCAGCUAGAUCAGUAUCGGUAAAUAAAUCUUUUGGCCUACCAUCAGGGAAUCCAUUAGUUGACCGGCAUGAUGGUAGCAUCACGAGAGGCAACUUAUUAGAUCACGAGAAUGAACAACUCAAUCCAGUACUUAAUGCAAGGCAAUUAUUAUCAGUAAGAAAAAGCAAGAAUGAGAUGUUUAAACCUAAGGUGGCCAAGAAUCAACAAGGGUUUAGGCUUCCAAAAGUUGAUGAGCCAUUCACCUUGAUCACAGACAUAGAUGCAGGAGGAAAAGUUGAAGAGGCUAGAAAGAGUGACUUUUCUGAGCCUGAAAAUGAAAAAGGGCUCUUCAAUUCACCUGUAGUAAGCAGCAAGUCCCGGUUAAAGAAGUUGCGGUCUAACUCCACUAGGAGUUCCCAGUAUCUUGAACCAAGAGGACAGGUGAACACAGUAGAGCCAGUUAUGCCUGGAAGAACGGAAACACAGCUUCACAAGGAAAGCAACAACCCUUCCAUGGCAGGGUUGAAGAGAAGCCACUCUACACCGCGUGGGAAGUUUUGAUUUUGCCUUAAUGACACGUUUACUAAUUGAUUUUGUAUAGUGAGUUCAAUAGGAGCAUGCCCAGUUAUUAGUAGUGGCUGCAUGCUGAUGUCUUUGAUUGAGUUUUUCCAAAAUCUAAUCUUUUUUGUGUUCCUUCUUUUUUAUUGAGAGGAAGAGUAAUCUGAGUUCUUCAUACAUGUAUUCUUUGUUUUUUUUUUCUGGGUGGUUUGAACUUUUCUAUAUAUUGGUGGUGUUGUGACUGUGAGCUA
Molecule: messenger RNA, 3742 nt
Organism: Beta vulgaris subsp. vulgaris (sugar beet)
Lineage: Eukaryota; Viridiplantae; Streptophyta; Magnoliopsida; Caryophyllales; Amaranthaceae
Product: kinesin-like protein KIN-14F
Exons: 17
Coding region: 216-3494 (1092 amino acids)
Biological process (GO): microtubule-based movement
Molecular function (GO): ATP binding; microtubule binding; microtubule motor activity
Source: RefSeq, a predicted model, not a curated record